Nannospalax galili (Upper Galilee mountains blind mole rat) is the source of this 1855-nucleotide messenger RNA. Its product is annotated as CMRF35-like molecule 7. Gene Ontology annotation, molecular function: signaling receptor activity. Bases 204 to 1064 code for a protein of 286 amino acids. NCBI's taxonomy places the organism in Eukaryota, Metazoa, Chordata, Mammalia, Rodentia, Spalacidae. The record is from RefSeq and is a predicted model, not a curated record. Gene Ontology annotation, cellular component: cell surface. The transcript has 6 exons.
CAGAGCCUGUAGCCGAAAGGUACACAUAGGCCACGGCCUCCUCUUGGCUUCCUGCUUGUUCUAGGAGGCCUCUGCCUUCCUCAGCAAUUCAUCCCACACUGGCUGUGGGGCUCGACUGAAUCCUGCCUACCUCUGGACCCGUCUUCAGGGGCUCUUUGGCUCCUUCCCUUCUUCCUCCCCAUCCUCGCUGAAGUAGAAGACCCAUGGUCUGGGAGGUUACAUAUCUGCUAUCCCCCAUCUUGCUGGUGUUCUUGACCUCAGGCUCCUGGACACAAAAAAUAGAGUUGCUGAAAGCAGUGGAAGGCCACAAUGUUUCUGUGGCAUGCCGGUACCCAUCUACCCAACGCAGCAAGGUGAAGUGCUGGUGUCUGAAAACCUCAGAACGAUCUUGUAACAUCUUAGUGGACAGUCUCAGGACAGGAAUGAGGAGGCCUCAAUUCUCCAUCCAGGAUCAUCCUGAGUUUAACUACUUCACUGUCUCCAUGACUGCACUCAAGGUGGGGAACACCGGCUUCUAUCACUGUGGGAUCACUGAUAGUCACAGAAUGAUCACCGUUCUCAGAUCCGUCCAACUGCUGGUGUCAAACGCUAACCCACCCACCACCUCCAGGACGUCAACAUUCCUGGCCUCUGCCACCAGCCCUGCCUUUGACAGCCCUGAAACCAACUGGACAUGGAAGGUCAUCAUUGCUGGUGUGGUAGUAGCGAUCCUGCUGCUGCUGGGACUUGUCAUCCUUGUGGUCUUAUACCUCAGGAAAGUUCGAGGAAAAGCCAAGAAAGUUGAGAACGAACCUCACCAUAUCUAUGAAGACUUUUCAGGCCAGAAGGAGGAGACUGCUGGCUUCGAUGAGCAGAUCCUCUCUGAUGAAGACACUGGGGGCAUCUGCUAUGCCUCCCUCAUCCACUUAAACCACGUGAGCCCCCAGGACUCUGUCUACAGCAACAUACAGCCCUAUCUGGAGCCUGCACCUGACCCCUUUCUGUCUGUGGAAUACACCAGCAUAGCUGGAAACAGACUCCAGCCCCCCAAGCCAUCUGUCCUGGAGGACAAGCCUGGGAAUUAAGGGCAGAGUUCACAGGGCAGUACUGUUACUGUUACUGUACACAAUAGAGUGACUUGACCUAGAUAACUUGGUCUUAAGCUAUUUUGGGUCAUGCUUUCCUACAGGGGAGAAGAGGAAGGAGGAGCUAAACCAUAAUGGAGAGGAUUCUGGACGCCUGCUCUCUCCACUCCCAGGGGUCUAGGACUAACACAGCUACCAGUCUACAUAGAUGGGGACCAGGACCAGUGCCUCACUUCCCUCUGGGACCAUUGCUUCCUUCCUGACUAUGGAAACCCAGGCAGAUUGUGUAAGUUCCUCAAGACCUCUAAGUCAACUGGGCAGUUCUGCCUAACCCCCAGCUCCUCACUGACCAGGCUCCUGAUUAUAAAAUCAUCUUGCUUGGGGGAUUCUGAAGACCCUGCCAGAAAGAAUAUUGGGAUAUGGGCAGUGCCCAUCAUUGACCUGUCUUCUGAGCCAUUGCCAGCCAGGUCAGGUCCAGGGAGCUUCCUCCCCAUGGCCAACCAUACAUCACUGUCAGAACUCAUCUGGGCUCCUUGCCUUCUAUAGGAACCAUCCUCUAUUUGCCAGAACUGAGUCUAACUGUGUCACCAUCCACCCGGAAUCCCAGUAUUGAAAAUGUGGCUCCAUGGGGAUUCAGACUGUGUACCUAUACAGGGCAGGCACUUGGGCUGAAGGAGGCAGGGUACCAGAGGAAGCAGGAUACUGUGAGUGUUGUCUGCUCCUGAGGACUCUGACUCACGCUGCCUGUCUGUGCUGGAUAGCUUUAGUGUCAACUUGACACACCUGGGUUG